This is a messenger RNA of Symbiodinium natans, 1587 nucleotides long. NCBI's taxonomy places the organism in Eukaryota, Dinophyceae, Suessiales, Symbiodiniaceae. The record is from the annotation of a GenBank genome assembly.
AUGAGUGCAGCGGACGAGCAAGAGGACGAGCAAGAGGACGAGCAAGAAGAGCUGCACCGCCGAGCUUUCGACGACAUCGGCUUUUCCAUGCAGCACCGCGAUGAAGCAGACCUUGCCGCAGAAAGGCAGGCGCGGGUGGCCGAGUUUGUGGCACAAAUGGACCUCAUCAGCCCAGAGGUUCUGAGGGUGACGCCCGCAUUUCGGGCCUUCCAGCACUGCUUUCAAGCUUUUCGAGGCGCAAAAGGCAUCGACCUUUACUCAAAGAGUCGGCGGAGCCACAAGAUAGCAGCCUUCUGGAGCCAUUCUUGGCAUGGGGCGCGCUGGAAGAAGAUUUCGACGGGGGGCGUCACCAUCUACAACGGCCAAGCGGCCAUCAUGUUGGGCAUGUUCGUUGCUGUUGUGAUGAUGGUUUUGUUCCGUUUCCUGGAGCUUCCUGGGCACGACCGGAAUGAUCGUAUGGAGGGCUGGUCGGUGUGGUCCACGUGGUCUGGUUUCUUGGCCACUUCUCUGGUAGCGAUCUUUGGGCGGCCUCAGACUGAUGUCUUCCUGGACCGCAUCUGCAUCAGUCAGCGCAAUGAAGAACUGAAGCUGAAAAGUAUAGUCAGUCUGGCCGGACUUCUACGAAGGUCGGAGUCGAUGCUCGUCCUCUGGGAUCCCACGUGGACCACAAGGCUGUGGUGCUUGUUCGAAUUGGCGGCCUUCUUGAAAAGCAACGAGCACGAGGGUCAGAAGCGAAAGCUGAUCAUCUCCCCAACCCUUCUGGGGCCAGUUCGCAUUGGAAUCUUCCUGACUGCCACCGCUGGCGUGCUUGCUUUCAUAAUGUCGCCUACCGUGCGGCCCUCGGCUUCGAGUGCGCAGGAGUAUUUCCUCAACGAAAGGUUUGUCACCCUGGUCGUUCUCCUUGUGGUCGACUACGCGCUUGUCAGCACUUUGAGAAGCUAUUUUCGAGAUUUGGACACUAUGAGGCGCCAGUUGCUCUCCGUCUCCUUCGAUACGGCUCUGUGUGCGUGCUGCACCAACAACCACGCCACACCAUCCGGUGCUCCUGGCAUGUGUGACCGCAAAAUUUUGAAGUAUUGUGUGUGCAUCUGGUUCGGCAGCUCGGAAUCGUUUGAGCGCACGCUGCGCUCAGAAGUUCUGGAGAUUUUGGCGCAGGACCUUGAGCAAGUGUUGACCACCCGGUCAACAGUCGCCAUUUUUGCGCCAAUGAUGUGGGGCUACAUGGAUUAUGCCGCUACCUUCUCAUGGCAUGGAGGUCCCUUCUGGAGUCACGCGUCGGUGUCUUUUCUCGCUGUCGGUUUGGUUGUUUGGCUCGUGGGCAUGCCGACUGUGAAGAGCUGGCUCCUGCUUGUGUGCAAGCUUGCGCGGGCGAGGCCAGGCAAUCGGUGGUUGGAGGGCAUGAAGAACACACUGAUUGUGUGUAUAUCUCUGAUUCCACUGAUAAGCAUUGGGCUCACCUUCUUGUUUGCAAGUGGUCUUUCCCUGCUUCCGCCAACACAACAUGGAGUGACCAUUGCCGGUACGCUGAUCAAUGCCGUGUUUUUUCGGUGCCUCGCCGGUGUCCUAAGAUCUUUCCUUGGGUGGUGA